AUGGGAAUCUGUUUGGAUACAGAACAAAGUGAUGGUUCUCAAGCUUUCGAAGAAGGGCAGGACACUUGGGUGCAGAAUACGCCACGAAGGGCCGAACCGGGUGCGAAUACACCGCCGACGGGGAAGUUACCCAUGCAAAACGACACAAAUGUGCAGUUUGAAUCGCCAAAAGUGCCGGUUAUAUUUGUUCUUGGGGGCCCAGGCAGCGGCAAGGUGACUCAUUGCGACAGCCUCAUGCAAGAAAAGAAAGGCAUCACACACAUCAACAUGACUGAUCUCCUCCAGCAAUACGCCAUCGGCAACGAUGGACAAACGAGCUUAAUCAAUAUCGGUAGCGUUCCCACAAAUAUGCAAGAUUUCGGCUUGUUGUCGAGUAAGACCGUCACCGAAGUGCUCAUGCUGGAAAUGAAGAUGGCGCCGACGGCGAAGACGUAUCUCGUUUCGGGGUUUCCCAGAAAUAUGAGAGACGUCGUCGAAUAUUCGGAAAAAAUCCAGAUGUUAAGCGGUGCGAUUAUGAUCUCUUGGCGGCAAAAAGUUUUGGAAAGACAAAUCGAUUAUGGUGCCAAAUUAGGUCAAGUGGUUCUCUCAUUGGCCAGAAUGGAACUCAACAAUUUUUACAAAAAUGUGAUGCCAGUAGCCGAUUACUUCGACCAGAGCAAUAUGCUAAUAUCGAUAAACGGCGAAAGACAUCCUUCAAACGUCUAUAAGGACUUUCGAGCAGCAGUAUUCAAAAUUCUCGGAAUGCAAGACAACCCUCCAGUAUUCACAAACGGCAAAGUGGCCACCGUCCCAACCGACGUCACCACCGAGCUUCCAACAGUGCAAGCCUUACCUCCGGUCCCGACAAAUGUGCAAACCAACGAACCCGAGAGACCCAAAACCCAGGUGAUUUCAGUGACGACCAACAACCAGCACAACUACCAGUCGCCGGUGAAGGCCGGAUGGCCCCCAGUUUUGUGGGUCAUCGGGGGCCCCGGGAGCAACAAGGCGGCUCUGUGCUCGCAAGCGGCCAAAGACACCAGAUGGACGCAUAUCAGUCUGGGGAAGUUGCUCAGAGCCGCAGCUGAGCCCCCUGAUCCGAGACAUAACAGCGAAACGGCCAAAAUUAGGGAGAGUAUAAGUGGGGGAGAGUUGGUGCCCCUGAAUAUCGUGAUGAAGUUUGUGGAGUCGCAUAUGGCGGCCAAUAUGGCGGCGCCGGGCAUCAUCCUCGACGGGUUCCCGAGGGAUAUGACGCAAGCCACCGAGUUUGAAGCCAAGUUCAAACAGAAGCCGUCGAUUGUCCUCCUCGACUGCUCGAAGCUCCAGCUGGGGCGAGGGCGUCUGGACGACAGCGUGACGGCUUUCAGGCGCCGCUUGGAGAUUUUCAGACAGUCGUCGUUGCCGAUGCUGAAAACGAUGGACAACAUAGGGAGGUUGACGAUCGUAGACGGGGACACAGACACGGCCCCCGUCCAGGACGAUUUCAGGAACGUGGUGAAGGAGCACAUCGAGUAUUUGAAGCGACAGCAGGAGGAGCCCGUAGCUAAUGGGUUUGCCAAUGGGCAUGUGCCCAACGGGGAGGCUACGCUCCAGGACUUGGAGGCGGAACCCAUCGAGACCAUCAGCAAACACGUGAGCAAUGGGGUGGCCCAUUCGGUGGCAAAUGGGGUGCGCACCAUGGCCAAUGGGUUCACCAAUGGGCACAUACCCAAUGGGUAUGCCGCCUUCGACGGCCCAGAUAACAGACACAUGUACAACGAACUUAAUUACAUGGAAGGACACAUUUAGUGAUUUGAUUUGUGAUACUAAGGACUUGUAGGUAGUUUUUAGUGUUAAUUUAGGGCUCAAGUGUGCCUUAUGGUCGGUUUUAAUGAUUGAUGACGAGUUUUUUAAGACGGGAUCCAACAGUAUUCUAGAUAUUUAAGCAUAGUAUUAAACACAUUAUUUCAUAACGUUUUUACUGAAAAAAGCCGCUGGUCGGUUUAUUAUUUCAUUGUUAUUGAUAAGUGAAUAAGUGGCAAACAUUUGAGAUUCUCUAAAAUAGUUGCACGAAAAUCACUGCACGAGAUUUCACGAAAUAUAUUUUCAAAAGUCGAGUAGUAUUUUCAGCCUAUCGAAGUUUAACUGUAAAAACUGGCUUUUUCCUGAAUUCAAGAUAGGUGUUUAUGCUACAUAUGGACUGACAAGUAUUUUUUUACAAAGCCUGUUUUUUAAUCAAAGAACUUGAUUUUGGCUAACGUGAGUUUAUUUCCGGCUGUUUCAUCUUUAUUGAAAAACAGAAAUUAGUAUA
Tribolium madens (black flour beetle) is the source of this 2269-nucleotide messenger RNA. Its product is annotated as adenylate kinase isoenzyme 5. The coding region runs from base 1 to 1767 and encodes 588 amino acids. Gene Ontology annotation, cellular component: cytoplasm; nucleus. NCBI's taxonomy places the organism in Eukaryota, Metazoa, Arthropoda, Insecta, Coleoptera, Tenebrionidae. Gene Ontology annotation, molecular function: UMP kinase activity; ATP binding. Gene Ontology annotation, biological process: CDP biosynthetic process; UDP biosynthetic process. The record is from RefSeq and is a predicted model, not a curated record. The transcript is spliced from 9 exons.